Messenger RNA from Glycine soja, 2108 nucleotides. RefSeq names its product eukaryotic translation initiation factor 5. Gene Ontology annotation, cellular component: cytosol. The record is from RefSeq and is a predicted model, not a curated record. Gene Ontology annotation, molecular function: translation initiation factor activity; eukaryotic initiation factor eIF2 binding; GDP-dissociation inhibitor activity. Gene Ontology annotation, biological process: formation of cytoplasmic translation initiation complex; translational initiation; formation of translation preinitiation complex. The transcript is spliced from 2 exons. NCBI's taxonomy places the organism in Eukaryota, Viridiplantae, Streptophyta, Magnoliopsida, Fabales, Fabaceae. Bases 524 to 1852 code for a protein of 442 amino acids.
UAUUAUAGUAUUAUAAAUAUUGGAGCGAACAGAAAAGAGGACACAGCGCAGAGCCGCCUCAACAUCUGAAACAGACUCUAUCCCUAAUCCCUAUCUUCUUCUCUGCUCUCUCCGCACGCUUUGGCUCCUCUGAUCUCAGUUUCUGGUUUUGAAUUGUAGGUGUUGUUGGCUUGGUAUCCGUGCAAGUUCUGCUGUAGCCGAUUUGAAGGUGAAGGUGUCACCUUAAAGUUUCUUUCAUGUUUGAUCAGGCUACUAUCCAUUUGGGAGCAACUGAGCUGCUUGGAGAGUAUUUUUCUUCUUCUAGAAAAAAUUACAGACCCUCAUCCCAGAGAGUUAGCUGUAUGCAUUGCGAGACAUAUCAGAAAUUCAUUCAGUUUUCUGGUUGCGGUUGGCCACCUUCCAUUAUACUUGAGGGAGAUUCUUCAAGGGCACAAGCUACCUUAGAGGCUGAAAUUGCGGCUGCGUAUAAUUUGAAUUCUGGCAUUUGCUGCAUCUGAAUAUCUCUGAAACUUUGUAAGUCAACAUGGCUUUACAGAACAUUGGUGCUGCAAACAGUGAUGAUGCCUUCUACAGGUAUAAGAUGCCUAGGAUGAUUACCAAAAUUGAGGGCAGAGGUAACGGCAUCAAAACUAAUGUUGUCAAUAUGGUUGAUAUUGCCAAGGCAUUGGCAAGGCCUGCGUCUUACACGACCAAGUAUUUUGGUUGUGAACUUGGGGCCCAGUCAAAAUUUGAUGAGAAGACCGGCACUUCUCACGUCAAUGGAGCACAUGAUACUGUUAAGCUUGCUGGCCUUCUUGAGAACUUCAUUAAGAAAUAUGUUCAGUGUUAUGGUUGUGGAAAUCCUGAAACUGAGAUCAUAAUCACUAAGAACCAAAUGAUCCAGCUGAAAUGCGCUGCUUGUGGUUUUGUGUCUGAUGUUGAUAUGAGAGACAAGCUGACUACCUUCAUCAUUAAGAACCCUCCAGAGGUUAAGAAAGGAUCCAAAGACAAGAAGGCCAUGAGGAGAGCUGAGAAGGAGAGACUGAAGGAAGGUGAAAUGGCUGAUGAGGAACAGAAGAAAGUGAAGAAAGAGGUUAAGAAGAAAGGCUCUUCAUCUUCAAAAGAUGGCACUGCUAAAUCCACCUCUUCAAAGAAGAAAGCAAGUGGCUCUGAUGAAGACCGCACUUCACCUACUCACAGUCAAAUUGAUGAGAAAGAGGAGGCUCCAGAUGAAGAUGAUGGUGAUGAUGACGUGCAAUGGCUGACAGAUACAUCACUUGAUGCUGCUCGUCAACGUAUCCAAGAACAGUUAAGUGCUGUGACAGCUGAUAUGGUUAUGCUUUCUACAGAUGAACCAGAGAAGAAGAAAAAAGCAGCAAGUAACGGAAAUGGCGGUUCUCAGAAUGGUAACUCAAUGCACUAUGGGACCCUGGUUGGGGAAGUGAAAGCUAAUUUGAAGAAAGGUAUUGGAGCGAAUGAAUUGCUGUCCCAUCUUUCAGCACAUCCUGCACCUGCUCAAGAAAAGAUGAGUGCUCUGGUUGAAGCUCUAUUCGAGGGAACUGAGAAAGGUUUUGCUAAAGAAGCUGAUAAGAAGAAGAACUACUUUGCUGCUGCUGUUGCCGAAGAGGGAUCCCAGCUGUUAUUGCUUCAUGCUAUUGAAGAAUUUUCUUGCAAGUCUACUUCCAAUGCUUUGAAGGAGGUUGCCCUGGUUCUAAAGGCACUCUAUGAUGCUGAUGUGUUGGAGGAAGAGCACAUAGUGCAGUGGUAUCAAAAGGGACUGAAGGGCGAUAACAAGAACUCUAAGAUUUUGAAGAAUGCUCAACCUUUCAUUGAUUGGCUUCAGAGUGCAGAAUCAGAAACCGAGGAAGAAUAAUUUUUCCUACAUUCUCCGUUACUUAUGUUUACUUGAUUGUGUCAUGUUCUUUAUUUCCAAUAAAGGUUAUUGUAGGCCCCAUGUGUUGUUGAACUACUAUACUGUGCGAAUGGUGCAUGCUUGCUGGACCAGUAUGUAUGCCUCAGUGCGUUUUGUGAUGUGCGGUUCUAAUGUAAUUUUGUUUUUGGUUGUUGAUGAUUAUGUUAUAUGUUGUCUUGAUAAUAUAAUAGUAGUACUGCUUUUCUGUUGUGUCUAA